Molecule: messenger RNA, 893 nt
Organism: Candidula unifasciata
Lineage: Eukaryota; Metazoa; Mollusca; Gastropoda; Stylommatophora; Geomitridae
Source: the annotation of a GenBank genome assembly
GUUUCAGGGACAGUGAAAAGUUGGAAAAUUAUUACGAGGUUGAAAAUAUUCUAGGAUCCGGUGGAUUUGGAACAGUUUAUUCAGGGUUCAGGCGCAGGGAUGGACUGCAGGUGGCAGUGAAACAUAUUCAGAAGAGUAAAGUUUCUUCAUGGACAAAAUUGCCCAAUGGGAUGCAGGUCCCCCUGGAGCUUCACCUUCUCCACCGCGUCCAACACGUCACAGGUGUCAUUAAACUGAUUGACACCUUCGAACGUGUCGACAGCUUCGUCAUUAUCAUGGAAAAACCAGAGAACGUCAAAGACUUGUUUGAUUACAUCACCGAGCACGGCCCGCUUGACGAGAAUGAUGCCCGCAUGUUCUUUACACAGAUCGUCCAGAUGGUGCAGAAUAUCGAGAAGUGUGGUGUCCUCCAUAGAGACAUUAAAGACGAAAACGUUCUGGUUGACAUGAAAUCGGGACAGCUGAAGCUGAUUGACUUCGGUUCUGGAACAGUCUUGAGAGAUACUGACUACGAUGAUUUUGAUGGGACACGUGUAUACAGUCCUCCAGAAUGGAUCUGCAAUCGGCUCUACAAUGGGCGGCAGGCCACAGUUUGGUCUCUAGGAAUACUCCUCUUUGAUCUUGUCAAUGGUGACAUUCCCUUUGAACAGGAUGAGCAGAUCAAAGCCGCCCAGCUUCACUACAAGGCAAAUCUAACCCUAAAUUGCAAAGAUCUGAUUCGCAAGUGCCUUUCCAUUGAUCCCAACCAAAGACCAACCCUAGAACAGAUCAUUCAGCAUCCUUGGAUGACUAAAGUUCCUCUUCCAGUUCCAAUUCCUGAAAACCGAAAGAGAACAACAGCAUUGGUAAAAAAUGUGGACAUUGCUCUGUUAAGCAGCGGUGAAAGUCUAUGA